Molecule: messenger RNA, 2820 nt
Organism: Perca fluviatilis (European perch)
Lineage: Eukaryota; Metazoa; Chordata; Actinopteri; Perciformes; Percidae
Product: arg8-vasotocin receptor-like
Exons: 2
Coding region: 226-1473 (415 amino acids)
Biological process (GO): positive regulation of vasoconstriction; G protein-coupled receptor signaling pathway; regulation of systemic arterial blood pressure by vasopressin
Cellular component (GO): membrane
Molecular function (GO): peptide binding; vasopressin receptor activity
Source: RefSeq, a predicted model, not a curated record
AGCGUCGCUCCGAUUCAAAGCAGGAGUUGCUGUGCGCCACGGGUGGAAAAAUAAUUGUGGAUUUUGCUUUAUGACUUUUGAGCAGUUCCCUUCGCGCGCAACCCGGUGAUAAUCCCAUACAUGUUGGAGUAAUCGGCGAGUUUCAGUCACAGUCACCCGGUGGUGACGGUAGCGCACAGGCAGGCGGACAGACACCUCGGCGCGCACGGAGGACAAGCGGCCACCAUGCUCUUCCCCUGGGAGAGCUCCUGCAACACCACGGGCACAAACUGCACCGACGGGUCCAACUCAACGCAGCCGCUGGAGUCCGGUGCGGCCGCCGGAGACAUCGGCGGGAAGAGAAAUGACACCGACCCGUUCGGACGGAACGAGGACGUGGCCAAGCUCGAGAUCACCGUCCUGAGCCUCGCGUUCCUCGCGGCGGUGGUGGGGAACGUGAGCGUGCUGCUGGCCAUGUACAAAACGCGGCGGAAGCUGUCGCGCAUGCACCUGUUCAUGAAGCACCUGAGCCUGGCGGACCUGGUGGUGGCCUUCUUCCAGGUGCUUCCGCAGCUCUGCUGGGAGGUCACCUACCGCUUCCACGGCCCGGACUUCCUGUGCCGCGUCGUCAAGCACCUGCAGGUGUUGGGCAUGUUCGCCUCCACCUACAUGAUGGUGAUGAUGACCCUGGACCGCUACAUCGCCAUCUGCCACCCGCUGCAGACGCUCCAGCAGCCGACGCAGCGCGCGCACAUCAUGAUCGGCUCGACGUGGGCGUGCAGCCUGGUGCUCAGCAGCCCGCAGUACUUCAUCUUCUCCCUGAGCGAGGUGCACCCCGGCUCGGCCGUCUACGACUGCUGGGGACACUUCGUGGAGCCGUGGGGGCUGCGCGCGUACGUCACCUGGACGACGGUCGGGAUCUUCCUCGUGCCGGUGGCCGUGCUCGUGUUCUGCUACGGACUCAUCUGCCGCACCAUCUGGAUGAACCUCAAGUACAAGACCCGGAGGAACAAGACCGCGGGCUCCGCGGCGGAGUCCAAAACCGGGGUCCUGAGCCGGAGCUCGGUCAGCAGCGUCAGCACCAUCUCCCGCGCCAAAUUACGCACGGUGAAGAUGACUUUCGUGAUCGUGCUGGCGUACGUGGUGUGCUGGGCGCCUUUCUUCACCGUGCAGAUGUGGUCCGUGUGGGACAAGACCUUCUCCUGGGACGACUCCGAGAACACCACGGUGACGCUUGCCGCCCUGCUGGCCAGCCUCAACAGCUGUUGCAACCCCUGGAUCUACAUGAUCUUCAGCGGCCACCUCCUCUCGGACUUUGCGGGCAGCAUGCAGUGCUGCCGCCCGCUGAAGGCCAAGUUAAACCAACAGGAUUCGGUCAGCAGCAGCCGCCGGACCACGCUGCUGUCCCGCCUGCAGGGUCCGCGCCUCUCGGAGCCGUUCAGAGACCUCAACCCACCCCCUGAAACCUGCCCGCAGCUCCCAUCUGCAUCCUGAACACUGGAAACACUGCCUGUUGUGUCCGUAAAACAUGAACUGGUCUCAGUCUGCUGGCUUGUAGCGGCGAAGGAAGGUAUGAUCUCAUUUGAGGGCGCGGUCAAAUCUACAGCUCGCUUAUUUUGGUCCGAUCCGUAGUGGAAAUGUUUACUCUGUGGCAAAUGUUCGGUGCUUGUUUCUUUUAGCUUCACACGGCUGCUAGAAAAAAAAAAAAGAGUUUUAAUGACGCUUCUCAGUCUGCCAGGUUGGAGAUUUUGUGGGUUUAAAACGGAGCCAAAACAAAUCCAGUCACUUUAACUUCAGCUAUUAGCAUGCUGGUCUUGUCUGUGCUAUUUGCUGUAAUGUAACUUCUUUAGAAUCAUCUGUUGACACUGAGAUUCAUUUUGUGAUGCAUGAGUAAACUAUAGCUUUCGUAUGUCAACAUGCAUGUCUCUAUACCCAUGAGCCCAGGAGCUGUAUGUGGGGUUGUUUUCUAUAGAUCUGUGAGAUUAUAGUCAGUGAGGGAACUUGGUAUAACAAAGCUAACUACUCGCACAUAACGACUGUUGAGCUAUUUGUGAAAAUGAUUUGGGCGUGACGACUGCUGGGACCAAGUUGGACCGGUCCGGGUCUGUCCCAGCCUGGGUCAGUAAUGUGUCACAGCGCAGUCUCAACACUUUAAAAAAAGGUACUAGUGCAGCAGCAACUAAUGACUAUUUUCAUUAUCAAUUAAUCUGACAGUUAUUUUCUUGAUUGUUGGUUAAUCAUUUGGUCUAGAAAAUGUCCGCAAAUAGUAAAAAAAAAUGCCCUUCAGUAUUUUCCCAAAAAAAAGUUUACAUAUUCAAAUCCUUCGUUUUGUAGAACUAUCAGUUGAAACGUCAAAGUUUAAGGUCAGAAAACCAGCAAAUAUUUAUGUUUGAAGAGCUGGAAUUUGGGGUAAUUUUCUUUAAAAAAAAAAUACAAAAAAAAAAAAAAAAUCGACUUUAGCAAUUUAUCUCAAAUUUGUUGCUGAUUCAUUUCUAAGUUUAUCAGCUCUAAAAGGUGCACUUAUUUCCGUCAUGCAUAAUUAUUAUCACUUUGGCUAUUAAAUGGAAGAGUGAUAAAGAUAAUCACAUUGCACUUUGUUUAGCACACAAAAAAAUAACAUUAACCCUGUGAAUACACUUCUUUUGAAACAUGGUUGAUUUGACUUAUGAUGUCUAGACACACGCACACAGCUUUGCAUUAAUGGGGUCCGCUCUCUUUAUAGAUUUUCCCAGAUGUGUUGUUGUUGUAAAGAUGUUUCGUCAGUGUAAUGUUUCCUGUCAUCUAUAUAUUGUAAUAUAUUGCACAUGCAAAGAAAGAUAAAUAUUAUUCCUUGUAUCGUCA